This is a messenger RNA of Callithrix jacchus (white-tufted-ear marmoset), 5772 nucleotides long. RefSeq names its product interleukin 21 receptor (gene IL21R). Gene Ontology annotation, cellular component: external side of plasma membrane; membrane. The record is from RefSeq and is a predicted model, not a curated record. Gene Ontology annotation, biological process: cytokine-mediated signaling pathway. Gene Ontology annotation, molecular function: cytokine receptor activity; protein binding. NCBI's taxonomy places the organism in Eukaryota, Metazoa, Chordata, Mammalia, Primates, Cebidae.
AUAAAUGAGAGCUCUUAUGAUGAUUCUGCUUUCCCCUUUUACAGAUGGGGAAACUGAGGUGCAGAGCGGGUGGGGAUUUUCUAGGGUCACUCAGGGAACUGUCUAGAAGGAAGCAGUGAAGAGAGAGGAACAGGUGCUUCCUCCAGAAAGAGGGUCUUCCUGCCCUCGCUCCUCUUCCUCACAUGCCCUCCUUACUUGCCCUCUAGAGUCCUGGGACAAGUGAGGGGGAGGGGGAGGGGCAAUGGGAGGAACUCACCCCCACCCCUGGCUCGCAGGUGCCACCACCCCCGCUCUCUGCCCUGGCCCCAGGCCAAAGGGACUUUUCAUGACAGCUCAAAUGAGACCUCUGAGUAAAUUUGGAACUUCUGUACCAACCUGAGAAUAUUCCCCAGGCUGGGGGUCAGGGGCCCCAUGGAGGGCCUCCGACUGCCCAGGACAUCUGUGUCUGGAACCCAGACUGCUGGUCUCUGCAGCCCCCAGGAAGGAUCUGGCCACCUCCACCCCUCACCCCGAACUGUCCCUAGGGAAGUGGGGCAAGUGCCCCAACCCAGCUCCCAGCUCAGGCCUAGGCUGUCACUCGCUGUGUGAACAUGACAAGGCCCUAUGCCUUUCUGGGCCUUCUUUUCUUCAUCUGCCAAGUGGGCUUGACUAGGACGAGGGCUUGCCAGCUUUCCCCAGAAUGAAUCAGUAACACCAGUCCUUUAUGGCCAGGGCCAGGGCAGGUGGACAGGGCUGCUGGGAACUGAGGGGUGAGAGAGGGUGGGUGGCCAGCCCCGCCCCCACCUCAUGGCCUCUAGCUGUCACACAUCAAAGCCCCCUUCCGCUGCUCUACACCCAGCCCCUCCUGGGCUGGAGGAAAGGGAGCUGGAGUGAGAUCUGGCUGCAGAGGCUGAGAGGUUGCAAGGUUUGGGCAAGGCUGCACGGGAUGACAGGGCUUGCAGGGAGAUCGAGAUUGCACAGGCAGCAGACAUGGGGAGUGGGGACUGCAGGGGCUGGGACUGGGAUUUCGUGCUCCUCAGCUAGGAGAGGUUGCACAGGCUGGAAGAAGUGCCAGGAGGGAAAGAUUGCUGGAGCUAAUAUUUACUGCCUGGCAAGCAGAGAGAGAUAGGCUGAGAGGUCACACAGCCUCAAAGCUUGCAUGAGCUGGGGAGGGGGAAGGCCCUUCCUCUCACCUUCAGCUUCUACUGAUUAAGCGGUAAGCCUGAGGUCCCCAACAUACCUGUCUUCAGACACCCAUAACCUACCCCUUGCCAUUGGCACAAAAAAAAAAAAAGAUAAAAGCAACUAACCCUAACCACACCCCUAACUCUAACCACGCUUCCCUGCCUCACACUUCUCAGCCAGGCUAAGCCUGCUGCCCCCAUUCCACAGAUGAGGAAAGCUGAGGCUCAGAGAAAGGCAGAGAUACAGCCGAGUUCCCACUGUGGGUGAGUGAUAGUCUUCCGAUCCAGGAGCACCUGGCUGGUUCUUCCCCAGCCGGAGAACUCAUUGAGAUGAGAGCUCGCUGUGUGACCCUGGGCAGCCCACUGUCCUUCUUUGAAAGUUCUUUUUUACUAAUCUGAUGACAUUAGUCGUGAUUAUUCACACUCCUGGAAAGGAGGGUGUUGCCUGAGGUGGGGUUGUGGGGGAGAGUGAGGAAGCUGAUGAGGAAAUCAGGACCUCUCAGGGGCUGCCUCAAUCCUUAGCCCCAUUCAUUCAUUCAUUCAUUUUCAUUUAUUCAUUCACCAUUGUUCUUCAGCCCCCUUCAGCUACUUAUUGAGCAACUACUGUGUUCCGGGUCCCCUUCUCUGCACUAGGGCUACUGUGCUGAACAAAGCAGGUCAAUUACCCAACCUCUGGGAGCUUAUGCUUCAGUACAGAAACAAAUUAUAAACACAUACAUAGAGACAUUUACAAAACUAUUGCUCAUAUUACAUUUGCUAUGAAGGAGACAAACUAGGGGAUGUGGGUACAGAGAUCUACUGGCGUAGACCCAGUUCAGACGGGGGAUGGCCUCUUUGGAGAGGCAACACAGAACCUGAAACCUGAGGAUGAGAAAGGAGGCUGGGGAAAAAGCAUUCUAGGCAGAGGGAAUGGCGUGUGCAAAGGCCCUGGCAUAGGAAAAAAAGGUUGAAGCAUUAAAACUUUUAUCCUCAGCCGGGAGCAUUGCCUCACACCUGUAAUUCCAGCAUUUUGGGAGGCAGAGGCGGGCAGAUCACCUAAGGUCAGGAGUUCGUGACCAGCCUGAGCAACAUGGUGAAACCCUGUCUCUACUAAAAAUACAAAAUUAGCCAGGCGUGGUGUCCCAAGCCUGUAAUCCAGUUAUAUGGGAGGCUAAGGUAGGAGACUCACUUGAACCCAGGAGGUGGAGGUUGCAGUGAGCUGAGAUCGCAUCACGGCACUCUAGUCUGUGCAACAGAACAAGACCCCAUCUCGAAAACAAAAACAAAAACAAAGCACAACAACAACAAAACCUUUAUCCUCACCAAAUACACAAGGCUCUCAAUCCCCUGACCUCCAGAAAAAGCCGUCAAAAAGGGUAAAAUUUAACCUAGGAGUGUACAGUCUACAAGUCUACAUAGGUUUUAACACUGAGGGUAAUGUUUGUUCACAAGUCGUUCCCACAGAAAGCAUUUUCUUUCAUUUAGUCACUCGUGUAGCAAAUGUUUUGAGCACCCACUGUGUGUUAGACACUGGUUAGUCACUGGGGAUUUAGCGGUAACCAACAGACAUACUGUUCCUGCCUAGAUGGUGCCCAGAAUGCAGAUGAAAACACCGUGAGCUGUGUGCUAUGUGGAGGGUGGACCCCAGAGGAAGGAGUGACUCAUGCUCUUUGGAGAGGUCAAAGAUUGACAGAGGAGCUGCCAUUUGAAUGGAAUUUUGAAGACUGAGUAGGAGGCUGAUAGCCAAAAAGGGCAGAGAGUUCCAGUGGCUAAAACAGCAUGUGCACAGGUGUAGAAACCAAGUGAAUCGGUCAUGUUGGUGAGGCUGUCAGUGGUCUGAUGAGCCUGACCCAGGAUGAAUACUGGGAGCUAGAUCCUGAAAUGCUUUGAAUACCAGACAAGGAAUUUGAAGUUUUCUCUUGUGGACAACAGAGAGCCAUGGAAUGACAUGGUUGGAGUGAGAAUGGAGUUGGUGGAAUCACAGCUCUAUAGCUAUAGCAGGAAGGUCAGAGAGGAGGACCAGCAGGAGAGCAGGUCCGUGGGAGUCAGCAUGCUGCUUGGCUCGGCUGUCCCCUUGCUCAUGCUGCUGCUCCAGGGAGGCUGGGGCUGCCCCGCCCUCGUCUGCUACACAGAUUACCUCCAGACGGUCAUCUGCAUCCUGGAGAUGUGGAACCUCCACCCCAGCACACUGACCCUCACCUGGCAAGACCAGUAUGAAGAGCUGAAGGACGAGGUCACCUCCUGCAGCCUCCACAGGUCGGCCCACAACGCCACGCAUGCCACGUAUACCUGCCACAUGGAUGUGUUCCACUUCAUGGCUGAUGACAUUUUCAGUGUCAACAUCACAGAUCAGUCUGGCAACUACUCCCAGGAGUGUGGCAGCUUUGUCCUGGCUGAGAGCAUCAAGCCGGCUCCCCCUUUCAACGUGACCGUGACCUUCUCAGGACAGUAUAAUAUCUCCUGGCGCUCGGAUUACGAAGACCCCGACUUCUUCAUGUUGAAGGGCAAGCUUCAAUAUGAGCUGCAGUACAGGAACCGGGGAGACCCCUGGGCUGUGAGUCCAAGGAGAAAGCUGAUCUCAGUGGACUCAAGAAGUGUCUCCCUCCUCCCCUUGGAGUUCCGCAAAGACUCCAGCUAUGAGCUACAGGUGCGAGCAGGGCCCAUGCCUGGCUCCUCCUACCAGGGGACCUGGAGCGAGUGGAGUGACCCAGUCAUCUUUCAGACCCAGUCAGAGGAGUUAAAGGAAGGCUGGAACCCUCACCUGCUCCUUCUCCUCCUGCUUGUCAUAGUCUUCAUUCCUGCCUUCUGGGGCCUGAAGACCCACCCAGCCUGGAGGCUGUGGAAGAAGACAUGGGUCGUCCCCAGCCCCGAGAAUUUCUUCCUGCCUCUGUACAAGUGCUACGGAGGAGACUUCAAGAAAUGGGUGGGUGCACCCCUCACUGCCUCCAUCCUGGAGCUGGGACCCUGGAGCCCAGAGGUGCCCUCAGCCCUGGAGGUGUACAGUUGCCGCCUACCACGGAGUUCGGCCAAGAGGCUGCAGCUCACAGAGCUUCGAGAACCGGCAGAGCUGGUGGAGUCUGAUAGCGCACCCAAGCCCAGCUCCUGGGCCAUGGCCCAGAACUCUGGGGGCUUAGCUUACAGCGAGGAGGGGGACCGGCCAUACGGCCUGCUGUCCAUCGACACAGUGACUGUACUAGAUGCAGAGGGACUGUGCACCGGGCCUUGCAGCUGUGAGGAUGACGGCUACCCAGCCCUGGAUCUGGACACCGGCCUUGAGCCCAGCCCAGGCCUAGAGGACCCACUCUUGGAUGCGGGCACCACAGUCCUCUCCUGUGGCUGUGUCUCGGCUGGCAGUCCUGGGCUAGGAGGGCCCCUGGGAAGCCUCCUGGACAGACUAAAGCCACCCCUUGCAGAUGGGGAGGACUGGGCUGGGGGACUGCCCUGGGGUGGCCGGUCACCCGGACGGGCCUUAGAGAGUGAGGCGGGCUCGCCCCCGGCUGGCCUGGAUAUGGACACGUUUGACAGUGGCUUCGCGGGCUCUGACUGCAGCAGCCCUGUGGAGUGUGACUUCACCAGUCCCGGGGAUGAAGGCCCCCCCCGGAGCUACCUCCGCCAGUGGGUGAUCAUUCCCUCGCCACUCUCAAGCCCUGGACCCCAGGCCAGCUAGUGAGGCUGACUGGCUGUCCAGAGCUGGCCACUGGCUACCGGGCCCUGAGCCAGAGACAAGGUCACCUAGGCUGUGACUGAAGACACCUGCAGCCUUUGGGCUCCCAGAUGGGCCUUCGAGCCUGACGUUUACAGUGUCUGUGUGUGUGCAUGUGUGUGUGCAUGUAUGUCAUGAGUGCAUGAAUGUGCAUGUGUGCCUGUGUGUGUGCAUGUGUAGGUGCAUGUGUGUGCAUGUGUGUUGGUGCAUGUGUAGGUGUGUUUGCAUGUAUGUGUAUGUGUGGGUACAUAUGUAUGCAUGCAUGUGUGUGCAUGUGUAGGUGCAUAUGUUUGAGUGUGUGUUGGUGCAUGUGCAUGUGCAUGUGUGUGUGUGUGUGUCUCUCAGGUGCGGGCACAGUGACAUGUCCACGUGUGAGUAUGAUUGCAUAUGCCUGUGGGCCUGGAGAAUGCCCAUGGUACUGUAUGCAUUCUGGGCCCAGGGAGCUCACCCGAGUGUACCAGUGUGCACAGCAAACGUGUCUGUGGGCAACAGAUGACAACAGCCUUCAUCCUUGCCAGGGUCUUGUGUCACAAACUAGUCCACGGCCCCUCCAGGGCCUUGUGGGAUCAGGGCAUUGCUUGCGGCAGAGGCCAAGCCCAGCCCUCCAGCAUCUGCCUCCAGGAGCUGCAAGAAGUCCAUAUGGUUCCUUGUCACCUGCCAGCAGGAAGGGAAAGGGGUUGCAGUGAGCCCACGGUGACCCCACCCCGGGUUGGGAAGAUUUUGGGUGACCCAUGUAGGAAAGUCUGAAUCCAGACUCUGAUACCUUCUGGCUGUGCUACCUGAGCCAAGUUGCCUCCCCUCUCUGGGCUAGAGUUUCUUUGUCCAGACAAUGUGGAAGGCAUGACCUACCUGGGGGAAACUGGUGAUGUCACCUGUGUAUAUAGUACACAGCCCUGAGCAGACCCUCAGUAUACGUCAGCUUCCUUC